CAAUAAAAAAUGACGCCAUCUUUGUUGUCAAGUACAAGAUGUGUUUAUGUGUUUGCUAUAGUUAUGAGUGAAUUAUUAUUUAUCCGGGGUAAAUACAUUUUUAUCAUGGGUUUUUAAUCACAUUAUGAAUUAAUUAGUUUAUUAUUAUUUAAUCCAAUUUAGGGAAGAAAAAUGAUCAAAGCUAUUUUGGUAUUUAACAACCAUGGAAAACCAAGAUUGUCGAAAUUUUAUCAUUAUUUUAAUGAAGAUAUGCAGCAACAAAUAAUAAAAGAAACAUUUCAACUAGUAUCAAAAAGAGACGACAACGUAUGUAAUUUUUUAGAAGGAGGAAGUUUAAUCGGUGGGUCGGAUUACAAAUUAAUCUACAGGCAUUAUGCAACGCUCUACUUUGUGUUCUGCGUCGACAGCUCGGAGUCUGAGUUAGGGAUACUUGACCUAAUUCAGGUGUUUGUCGAAACACUGGACAAGUGUUUUGAGAAUGUCUGCGAGCUGGACUUGAUAUUCCACGUAGAUAAAGUUCACUAUAUCCUCAACGAACUGGUGAUGGGAGGUAUGGUCCUGGAGACUAAUAUGACGGAGAUUCUCACGCGAAUAGAGGACCAGAAUAAAUUGGAGAAGCAAGAGGCGGGAAUAACUGCAGCUCCAGCAAGAGCAGUCUCAGCGGUUAAAAAUAUGAACAUCCCUCAGCAAAUAAAAGAUAUGAAGCUUCCCGACCUACCACAAGCUAUUAAAGACCUUAAAUUCUGACAGGUUCUGAUAAAAAUAUAAAUAUUGUACGCAUUUAUUUUUAGAUAAAUAAAAAUUCUAAGAAUGUUUUAUAA
This is a messenger RNA of Cotesia glomerata, 821 nucleotides long. RefSeq names its product AP-3 complex subunit sigma-2 (gene or). Gene Ontology annotation, cellular component: AP-3 adaptor complex; intracellular membrane-bounded organelle; membrane coat. Lineage: Eukaryota; Metazoa; Arthropoda; Insecta; Hymenoptera; Braconidae. Gene Ontology annotation, biological process: Golgi to vacuole transport; intracellular protein transport. The record is from RefSeq and is a predicted model, not a curated record. The transcript has 4 exons. The coding region runs from base 172 to 747 and encodes 191 amino acids.